Messenger RNA from Brienomyrus brachyistius, 2937 nucleotides. RefSeq names its product leukotriene B4 receptor 1-like. The transcript has a single exon. Lineage: Eukaryota; Metazoa; Chordata; Actinopteri; Osteoglossiformes; Mormyridae. Gene Ontology annotation, molecular function: G protein-coupled receptor activity. The record is from RefSeq and is a predicted model, not a curated record. Gene Ontology annotation, cellular component: membrane. The coding region runs from base 180 to 1160 and encodes 326 amino acids. Gene Ontology annotation, biological process: G protein-coupled receptor signaling pathway.
CACAUAUCGCAGGAUUUUGUUUUGCAUUAAGGACUCAAGAGUCACUGUUGUAGAUUAAUAUGUUUCGUCAUAGAAGAUUGGAGAAGUAAAAGUGAACCUUAACAUUACUUGCAUGAGGAAGAAACUUUAAGCAUACUUCUUGGCAGUGGUUAAAGCAACAACCAGAAUCUAGGAGCAUCAUGAGCAACAGCAGCGCAGUUUCUGAGUGGAAUAUAUCAGGCAUGGCAGCCAGUGGAAUCCUGGGCCUGGCAUUUCUGGUUGGGGCUCCAGGAAACCUGCUGGUGAUCUGGACCAUCGUGCAGCAUGUGAAGUUGCGUUCCUUCACUGUGGCCCUCAUCCUCCAUCUGGCUGUCGCGGACCUGCUGGUUGUGAUCACGCUGCCCUUCUGGAUCUACUCCAUGGCUCAAUCCUGGAUCUUCGGCCCAGUAGCCUGCAAAGCUGUGGUCUACGUGGUCUGCUCCUGUAUGUACGCCAGCGUCUUCCUCAUCACCGCCAUGAGUGUGGAGCGUUAUGUGGCCAUUCGCUACCCGUUCAGCCUGAUGAAUCAGAAAAGGACAGCGAUAUUGGUGAAGGCGCUUGCUGGCAUCUGGGCCCUAGCCUUCCUGUUUGCGAUUCCUUCAGUUAUAACAUACCAUGUAGAUAUGAUGGAUGGGAUACCACAGUGUCUUUUCCGGACAUACAGCUCCCUGAGCCAAGAGGUGGUAUGUUUUCUGCUGGAGAUCGUGAUAGGCUUUAUCAUCCCUUACUUAGUCCUUGGAAUAUGUUAUCGCCAAGUAGCCAGUUAUCUCCGUCAGAUGAACCUGCAGCAGAAAUGCAAGUCUUCCACUGUAAUCAUCUGUAUUGUCGUUGCCUUUGCCAUAUGUUGGUUCCCGUACCACUUAAACAACACCAUCCAUUUGUUUAAUAACCCAGAUGUGAACGAACCUGAUGAGAGCUUCUACCAUGCGCUUUCGCUAAUCUCUGGAGCCCUUGUAUUCAUCAAUAGCUCACUGAACCCUGUUCUCUAUACUUUUGUUGCUCGAAGAUUCCAAGGUAGCCUGAUGAAGUCAAAUUUGGUGAAGCUGUUUAAGGAUAUUGCGUCAACCUAUGCGAAAUCACCAGAAAGCACCGACCUGGCCACCAUACCAAAUAUUCUCCAUAAUGAACAAACAAGAAUGUAAGUCACGGGUUUUGCUCUGUUCUUUCAUUUAUCCAUUUCAUCCACUGUUCUUCAUGCUAACACAAGGAAAACUGCCAAGUGUUUUAAAAACAAAUCAGUCACACUAAAUGCCAUAAUAUUUGCAAAAUAAUCUGCAUCUAAAAAUAAAGAUAGGAAUUGACAUGUAUAUAAAUGACGUUUAUAAUUUCAAGUUUUGUUGUGUUAGAUGUUCUGCAGUUACCUGAAAAAAAAUUAAAAUCCUUGUCAGAGUCUGACCCCGGGAUGGGCGGGAACAGAAUGGUGUCGGUGGGGUAGAGGAUCAGAAGACAGAGAAACGGAUGGUAAACUGAAGUGAUUAUACUGAGUAGUGGUAACAAUGCACACACAGCAAAUGGACAACAAUACAACAAUACUGCUAGACUUCAGGGUCCUGUUUCAGAAAACAGGAUCUUUUGCUUAGUCAGAUAACUUGUAGGAUUUAAGGAACCCGAGUUUAAAUGGACUUUAUCCUCUGUCACUUACAUAUUGUCAAACUACCUUAAAUGUCACAAGUUAUCUGGUUAAGCAAGACAUUCUGCUUUCUGAAACAGGACCCAGGAGUGACCUUAGCCAAAAUAACAAACAAACCUAGACUAACUUUGUCAAAACCCCAGUUGCCUUGCCCCCUCCCCAAAGAAAAAGAAAAGGAAACAAAAAGACAAUAAGCGUUCCUCAAUUCCUGUCCAUGUGACAGCCAGCCAAAACACGUACAAACAAAAUGGCAGCCACUCCUUACACACCAGACGAAUGUACAAAUAAACUGAAGUGACAACUCAAAGGGGAUAGGCAAAAGUCGCGGUCAAGAAUAAAAAAGAAGAUCCAAAAAACCAAGCCAUCCACAAACAAACUGAGACUGAGGUGCAGCAGAAGCCAAAGUCAAUUAUCAAGAAUACAAUAAAUCCAAAGAAUAGCCAAUACAAUGAAAACGAGCAGAGCUGGCUUCUUGCAGGUACAGCGAGCUUUUGAAGUGGCAGAAGGUAAAAAGCCGCAAGCAGAGACAUGGAGGGAAGAUCUGGAAUGGAGUAAGAGGAUUGGACUGAAACAAAUUGGAACUGUGAAGAGCUGGAAUGGAUGGGUGGAACUGCAAUGUACAGGCAGAGAACAGCAGCGUAGAUACUGUGAUUCUAAAAGCUGCACAAAAGGAACAGGGCAGGAUGCCAAGACAAAUCACAAGACACGUGCACCCUACGGGAUAAGGGUACCGGUUCACCUAAAUAACACACCCAUGGACUUCAAAUCAACAUAAAGACAGGAAGGAUCCACAAACCAUGUAUAUGCCAACACUGUAAUGAAUCCCCCAUCUGUAAAAGUCUGAACACUGCCCAUGCACUCUCAAUACUAACCUAAAUCAAUCCAAAGAAAUUACCUUAAUGCAUUACUAAUUACUUAUCAUUAUAUUGUUUAUUCAGCUAAAUGAUUAUCAGCCAUCAAUGCUUAUUGAUACUUUAAUACAGUUUAGAGUACUUCUUUUUUUUCAUUUACUAUGAAACAGGAAAUUGUUUACUAUGAAACUAUUAUGUCAUAUUUACACAAUAGUAAAAUCCAAAAGAAUGAAAUACUUGAGAAAUGUUUACAUGUUUUCAGGAAAUAUUGCAGGAAAAUAUUGUUUCAAUGAUGUGACUUCAAUUAACAUUUGAAUAUGCAAACAUUUUAUGUUACUCUAUGGAAAAUAAACGUGUAGUAGACUGAACAAUGAAAGUCGUCCGUGUUUCCAUCUUCACAUGGCGCAGGGUGGAGACAGGUGGACCUGUCUUUCUUGG